Aspergillus clavatus NRRL 1 is the source of this 198-nucleotide messenger RNA. RefSeq lists its product as uncharacterized. Lineage: Eukaryota; Fungi; Ascomycota; Eurotiomycetes; Eurotiales; Aspergillaceae. The transcript has 3 exons. Bases 1 to 198 code for a protein of 65 amino acids. The record is from RefSeq and is a predicted model, not a curated record.
AUGCUCAGGGUUUCUCUGAACCUACCGGAACUGUUCGUACCAGAAAUCCAGCUGAUGAACGUCAACGAGUCCGAUGGUCCGGUCGGCGGUAUUGCCAGUCCAUGGCCUCCAGGAAAGUAUAUACAUGACCCAGCCUGCGCGUUUGGACAGCCGAAGUACCUGGCGCCCGUCCGGAGUGGUCUCCAUAAUCCAUCUUGA